CAGGGAUGGAGCUCAAUCCAAACCCGCGAGUGGCGAUCCAUCGACUGCACCUCGUGCCCCUCUCGCCGGGAAUACGGCAGGGUUAGCCGCCCCAGGCCUGCAGACUGGGGUCGCUGUCCGCAUCCCGGCCGACCCAAUCGGAACCGCUCCGGGACCCCACUCUCCGCCGCCCGCGGUCCGACGCGACCCCGCCUUCGGCCGGGAAGGUCCCUCUAGCCUGAGCGUCUCGAGCGAGGGGCGCGUGCACGGACGAGACCGUACCGCAGCGCACGCGCACACACACACGAGCACACGCUCGCCCGCCACCCAGGAGGAGACGGGAGGCAUGGAAAGUUCUAGCCGGUUCGGGAGCCGAAGGGUUGGUACAGUAGGCUUCACUAGACUUAGCUGCAACUCAGAAUUUCUCCUCCAGCACCUGAGUAAAUGCUGAUGGUCUUGUGGAGAGUGGAUUAAAAGUACGAGCUAAGUUCUCAAUCCCAAUUAAGAAGCGGAGGAAAAUUUAAACUGUCUCCUUCAAAGUUUAUCACAACCACCACCAUCAAGACAGCAAACCAAAGGACAAAGACUUUGACCUGCUGUGUUGCUCUGUAUAGUCCAGUUCACGUAUGGUUUGCAGACUUGGCUGGGUUACUAAUAAGUAAAUAAACAGUUGGAAACUUCUGUCAUUGGACGCUUUUAUUCUCCAGUUCCCAGAAUGAGGGCUGUGCUGGAGACAGCAGACAUUGCCAUAGUGGCCCUAUAUUUUAUCUUGGUCAUGUGCAUUGGUUUUUUUGCCAUGUGGAAAUCUAAUAGAAGCACCGUGAGUGGAUACUUCCUGGCGGGGCGCUCUAUGACCUGGGUAGCAAUCGGUGCCUCUCUGUUUGUGAGCAAUAUUGGGAGUGAGCACUUCAUUGGGCUGGCAGGAUCUGGAGCUGCAAGUGGAUUUGCAGUGGGCGCAUGGGAAUUCAAUGCCUUACUGCUUUUGCAACUUCUGGGAUGGGUUUUUAUCCCGAUUUACAUCAGAUCAGGGGUAUACACCAUGCCUGAAUACCUGUCCAAGCGAUUUGGUGGCCAUAGGAUACAGGUCUAUUUUGCAGCCUUGUCUCUGAUUCUCUAUAUCUUCACCAAGCUCUCAGUGGACCUGUAUUCAGGUGCCCUCUUUAUCCAGGAGUCUUUGGGUUGGAACCUUUAUGUGUCUGUCAUCCUGCUCAUUGGCAUGACUGCUUUGCUGACUGUCACCGGAGGCCUUGUUGCAGUGAUUUACACAGACACUCUGCAGGCUCUGCUCAUGAUCGUUGGGGCACUCACACUUAUGGUUAUUAGCAUAACAGAGAUUGGCGGGUUUGAGGAAGUUAAGAGGAGGUACAUGUUGGCCUCACCCAAUGUCACUUCCAUCUUGUUGACAUACAACCUUUCCAACACAAAUUCUUGUAAUGUCCGCCCUAAGAAAGAUGCCCUGAAAAUGCUGCGGAAUCCAGCAGAUGAAGAUGUUCCUUGGCCUGGAUUCAUUCUUGGCCAGACCCCAGCCUCAGUAUGGUACUGGUGUGCUGACCAGGUCAUCGUGCAGAGGGUCCUAGCAGCCAAAAACAUUGCUCAUGCCAAAGGCUCCACUCUUAUGGCUGGCUUCUUGAAGCUUCUGCCAAUGUUUAUCAUAGUUGUCCCAGGAAUGAUUUCCAGGAUACUGUUUGCUGAUGACAUAGCUUGCAUCAACCCAGAGCACUGCAUGCAAGUGUGUGGAAGCAGAGCAGGUUGCUCCAAUAUUGCCUACCCACGCCUGGUGAUGAAGUUGGUUCCUGUGGGCCUGCGGGGCUUGAUGAUGGCAGUGAUGAUUGCUGCUCUGAUGAGUGACUUGGACUCCAUCUUUAACAGUGCCAGCACUAUAUUCACCCUUGACGUGUACAAACUCAUCCGCAAGAGUGCAAGCUCUAGGGAACUAAUGAUUGUGGGGAGGAUAUUUGUGGCUUUUAUGGUGGUGAUCAGCAUUGCAUGGGUGCCAAUCAUCGUGGAGAUGCAAGGAGGACAGAUGUACCUUUACAUUCAGGAGGUGGCAGAUUACCUGACACCCCCAGUGGCGGCACUCUUCCUUUUGGCAAUUUUCUGGAAGCGAUGCAACGAACAAGGGGCUUUCUAUGGUGGAAUGGCCGGCUUUGUUCUUGGAGCAGUCCGUUUGGUAUUGGCCUUUGCCUACCGUGCCCCAGAGUGUGACCAACCUGACCACAGGCCAGGCUUCAUCAAAGACAUCCACUAUAUGUAUGUGGCCACAGCAUUAUUUUGGGUCACAGGACUCAUUACUGUAAUUGUUAGCCUUCUCACACCACCUCCCACAAAGGAACAGAUCAGAACCACCACCUUUUGGUCUAAGAAGAACCUAGUAGUGAAAGAGAGCUGUUCUCCAGAAGAUGAACCGUACAGAAUGCAAGAGAAGAGUAUUCUGAAAUGCAGUGAGAACAGUGAGGCUAUCAACCACAUCAUUCCCAAUGGGAAAGCCGAAAACAGCAUGAAGGGCCUUCAGCCUGAAGAUGUGAAUCUGUUGGUGACCUGCAGAGAGGAGGGUAACCCAGUUGCUUCCUUAGGUCAUUCAGAGGCAGAAACACCAGUAGACGCAUAUUCCAAUGGGCAAGCGGCUCUCAUGGGUGACAAAGAGAGAAAGAAAGAAACAGAGGAUGGAGGCCAGUACUGGAAGUUCAUAGAUUGGUUUUGUGGCUUUAAAAGUAAGAGCCUCAGCAAGAGGAGUCUCAGAGACUUGAUGGAGGAGGAGGCCGUUUGUUUACAGAUGUUGGAAGAGACUCCAAAAGUUAAACUAAUACUAAAUAUUGGACUCUUUGCUGUGUGUUCGCUUGGUAUUUUUAUGUUUGUAUAUUUCUCCUUAUGAACGUAAGGAUAUGGUGAGACACUAACUUAAGAAAAUACUGGUCUUUGGAAAAAAUUAUGUAACUGUUGCAUCUCUCAGGCAUUGUUUACGCUGUAGGUUUUAGCCAAAUUUUACUUAGCAGAAAAUCACCUAUUUGCAAGACUUUAUUUUCCCAGAUAGAUGAGAGUAAAUCUUCAACUUACGUGAGGCAAAACAUGUUUAACAGACAGAAUUGUCCAAAUGUGGUUUAAAAGUUUCCAUACCAAAGUAAGGGGAGACCAAUUCUCAUAGAGCAGUUAGAGCAGAAUGAAUGUGGUGGUAUCGUGAAUUUAUGGUAUACUGUCUCACUGCCCAGUCUCAGUAGACCUUCUUAUCCUGAAGUAGAAGAUUUGCUCAUUUGUGUUUUUUCUGUUUCUGUAAUUUCUACUACCAUUUUUAAAAAUCUUGAAUUCUUAAACAUUGUAUAAUCAAUUACAUACUAAAAAUCUAAUGUGUUUGUGUGGUACUUGUUUCAGGAUAAGUUAGUUUGCCAGGUUCAUUUUUAGCAUGAGCCUGUGACUUCCAAUUGCCAAAAGAAUGGAAGAAUGCUUUCCUGUAGGUAUUUUUAUACCUCCAGUAUAUGGAAUGUUAGGGAGAAACUUUGUUCCUGUUUCUU
This is a messenger RNA of Tupaia belangeri chinensis (Chinese tree shrew), 3485 nucleotides long. It is a transcript of the gene SLC5A3, whose product is annotated as solute carrier family 5 member 3. Bases 695 to 2851 code for a protein of 718 amino acids. The transcript is spliced from 2 exons. Gene Ontology annotation, molecular function: D-glucose:sodium symporter activity. Gene Ontology annotation, biological process: myo-inositol transport; transmembrane transport; inositol metabolic process. Gene Ontology annotation, cellular component: plasma membrane. The record is from RefSeq and is a predicted model, not a curated record. NCBI's taxonomy places the organism in Eukaryota, Metazoa, Chordata, Mammalia, Scandentia, Tupaiidae.